Molecule: messenger RNA, 981 nt
Organism: Menidia menidia (Atlantic silverside)
Lineage: Eukaryota; Metazoa; Chordata; Actinopteri; Atheriniformes; Atherinopsidae
Source: the annotation of a GenBank genome assembly
CCAGCUGUGGUCACUUGUCGGAGAACCUGCUCUGGAUCCCGUCCAGCCUGGGCAGCCAUGACCUCGGCCACGCCCCCGUCCUCCGAGGGCUCCUCCCCCCAGAGGGUGUGCCACUCCCAGACCACCCAGACCGACCUCAGCAAGCCCCUGCUGGGCCCCCCGGGGCCCCCCGGAGGGCCGGGUGGGGGGGGCCCCGGGGGGGUCAGCGCCCUGAGGAGGAGGCGCAGGGUCCUGUCCAAAGACGGGCGCAGCAACGUGCGCAUCGAGCACGUUAGCGGGCGCGGCGCCCUCUACCUGCGCGACCUCUGGACGACCUUCCUGGACAUGCAGUGGCGGUACAAGUUCUUCCUGUUCUCCGCCACCUUCGCCGGGACCUGGUUCCUGUUCGGGGUGCUCUGGUACCUGGUGGCCCUGGUGCACGGGGACCUGAUCGAGUUCGACCCCCCCUCCAACCACACGCCCUGCGUCAUGGAGGUGAAGACCCUGACGGGGGCCUUCCUCUUCUCGCUGGAGUCCCAGACCACCAUCGGCUACGGCUUCCGCUGCAUCACGGAGGAGUGUCCGGCCGCCAUCGUCCUCCUCAUCGUCCAGCUCGUCAUCACCAUGGUGAUGGAGAUCUUCAUCACCGGCACCUUCCUGGCAAAGGUGGCCCGUCCCAAAAAGAGAGGCGAGACGGUGAAGUUCAGCCAGCACGCCGUGGUGUCCAGCCUGGAGGGCCGGCCCUGCCUCAUGAUCCGCGUGGCCAACAUGCGCAAAAGCCUCCUGCUGGGCUGCCAGGUGACGGGGAAGCUGCUCCAGACCUCCCUGACCAAAGAGGGGGAGACGGUGCGUUUGGACCAGCGGAACGUGCCCUUCCAGGUGGACACGUCCACCGACAGCCCCUUCCUCAUCAUCCCGCUCACCUUCUACCACGUCAUCGACGAGCUCAGCCCCCUCCGGGCCUGGGCCGCCAAAGGUGGGUUAGGGCCAGAGGUGGGUUAG